Molecule: messenger RNA, 1531 nt
Organism: Strongylocentrotus purpuratus (purple sea urchin)
Lineage: Eukaryota; Metazoa; Echinodermata; Echinoidea; Camarodonta; Strongylocentrotidae
Product: zinc finger MYND domain-containing protein 12
Exons: 7
Coding region: 73-1209 (378 amino acids)
Molecular function (GO): protein binding
Source: RefSeq, a predicted model, not a curated record
AACGGAACGCCGAAAUAAGUCUGCUAAUAUUAUUUGUAAACAUUACGAAUCUCGAGUAAAAAAUAUAUUAAAAUGACGCUAAAUCCAUUAUCAAAUCCAAAAGGUGUUAAGCUGUUAUGUGAACUUUGCCAGAAACCAGCUUUUGUACAAUGUACAAGAUGCAGAGUAACGUAUUACUGUGGAGUAGAGCACCAGCAAGCGGACUGGCUAGGGAUCCAUGAGAAGAUCUGUCAGCUCCUCAUCCCUCUCAGAACCACCCAGGUAUCUUUCCUCUCCUCGGAGGAGCAACGCAGGAAGCAGGAAGCCGAGAUGCUCGAGAGAAGGGAACACAUGAUAGAGCUCACCAGGACAACAGGCCAGAAGCUACUCUUUGAAGGCAAGCACGAGCAGGCGGUCCCAGCGGCUAUGCAAUCUCUUAGGUUCAGCAUUGACGUACACGGGCUGGAUAGCAUAGAAUUGGUUCCUUCGUACCUCAUUCUGGCUGAAGCAAGCAUUGGGCUUCACAAGCUCCAGCAAGCUGAGGAAUACCUUGCCCAAGCCCAGUGGACGGUGGUGAAGACGCCGGACGCCAGUCAUGCCAUGAAGUCCAAACUCUACCGCAACUGGGGACUGCUCUAUGCAGCAGAAGGCAACUACGAAGAAGCGCUCAGGAACCUGGCUGACGAUAUCUUCAAUGCUUCAGAGCAGUACGGCACGGACAACAUCGGAACCUCGGGCGGCUACUUUCACAUGGCCAACGUCUUCUUCCGUCAGAAUCACAUGGACGUUGCAGACUCCCUCUAUGGGCGGGUAACGGACAUCUGGCACACCCAUCUGUUGAGACUGGUGAGGGCGCGCACCCAUCGGGCGGAAACGCCAGCAGGGGUAGGAGCCGUGGCGGUGGAACUGAAGAAAGCUAAACCAGAGUCACUAGAUGAAGCGCAAGAAGCGGAAGCCAAUCAAGUCUUACAUUCCAUCCAUGACAUCCGAGAGCAAAGCAAUCCUCAAGAUCCGGUUACCAUGGCGCUGGUCUGCCACGCCCUUGGGAUGCUGUACUUCUUACUGGAAGAAUACUCAAGGGCAAGAGACCUCACGGAAAAAUGUCAAGCGCUGAUGGAGUCGUCCGGCGAAGAGGAUUCAGAGCUGAUGGGUCACGUGGCAAACUUCAGUCAGGCCUUGCAUGAAUUACCUAACCAGAAGGAGCAAGGCUUCCUUGCUGGUGGCUACUAAAACACCUUGACCUAUUCUAUUCCGACCUUGAAAUGAUGUUGGUGGGGGUGAUAAAUUCUUGUAACUCCGUCCGUUUCUGGCAUUUUUGUGUGACCAAUCAACUUCAAGCUAAGGACUUACUCUGUUUCUGACAUUUUUGUGACCAAUCAUCUUCUAGCUUAGGACCACUUGAUGUUCUGAUAAAACCAUGUAGUGCAAACCGAGGGUUCAGUGACACAAAGACACAACUCCAUAUUUUGACGGAAUGAAUAUUUGAUAUCAAAAUGUUCAGAAAAAUGUGGGCUUUCCAGAAAAAAAAAGACUUACCGGUAACUCCACCCAA